This is a messenger RNA of Gigantopelta aegis, 5134 nucleotides long. Its product is annotated as potassium channel subfamily K member 4-like. Gene Ontology annotation, cellular component: membrane. The transcript has 2 exons. Gene Ontology annotation, molecular function: potassium ion leak channel activity. The record is from RefSeq and is a predicted model, not a curated record. Gene Ontology annotation, biological process: potassium ion transmembrane transport; stabilization of membrane potential. Lineage: Eukaryota; Metazoa; Mollusca; Gastropoda; Neomphalida; Peltospiridae. Bases 1916 to 3451 code for a protein of 511 amino acids.
UUUUGAGAGAACUGAAUUCUGUCUAGAUUUUUGAGAGAACUGAAUUCUGUCUAGAUUUUUGAGAGAACUGAAUUCUGUCUAGAUUUUCAAAGUUGUUUUAGGAUUAAUUUUAAAGGUGAAAAAACAAAACAAACAAAACACAACAACAACAGCAAACUGAAUUCUGUUUAGAUUUCCAAAGAUCUUCCUGGAUUAAUUUUAAGGGUGAAAACAAAAAUACAUCAACCUGAAUUCUGUCUAGAUUUUCAAAGUUGUUCCACGGGAUUAAUUUUAUAGACAUACAUAUCACACCAUUAUCUACUUCUGACAAGCCAAAAGCAGACGUGUGCCUGAGGAACAGAACAGUCAAGAUAUUGGUUAACAAUAUCAGCGGAGAUUUGAACAGUAAUGCUAUAUAUUCGAUUGUAAACGUUCUGCGAGAAUUGGUGUGUGGAUUAUUAACAUCAUAACUGGAGAUCGGGAUUUGUGUGUGUGUGCUAAAUAUGUACGGAUAUACGGGUACUGAAUACCAUAAUAGGUUGUGGCUUUGUGAUAAUCAAUAAGUAAAUUUGGUAUUUAAUAGAAAACACAAAUAUAUAUAUACAUAUAUUAAAAGUUUUUCAUUCCGUUUUUGAACAGAUUUUUUAGGAUCUCGGAGAUUGUACCGUGCUUAAACCUUUUGUGAAGCCCCCCCCCCCCCUCCCCCCCAAAAAAAAAACCCACAAAAAAACAAACCAAAAACCCACAAUUACAAUUAUUGAAUAUGACAAAUACAUCAUAAUCAACCGACUUGGAAUAUGUGCCAACGACAGGCCUGCUUGAAUCUCGUGAAAGCUUUAUGAUUAUCAAUGUGACACGAUAAUCCACCGACAUAGAAAUAUGUGUCCACAACGGCCUGCUUGAACCUUGUGAAAUCUUUAUGAUCACCGAUGCUGCGUGUCACAGAGUGUAGACCACGAUAAUUCACAAACAUAGAAAAACGUGUCCACAGCAGGUUUACUUGAACCGUGUGAAAGUUUUAUGACCAUCGAUGCUGUGUCUCACAGAUCAUGUGCCACAAUAAUCCACCGACAUAAUACAUAUAUAUAUAUACAUAUAUAACACGAGUCCACGACAGGCGUACUUGGACCUAGUCACUAGACCCGUAAUUAUUAUCGCUGAAUGUGAUUAGACUGUGCACUGCUGUAUGAUAAUCCCGGCGACCCGCGGCUGUCGGAAGAAUGUGCGGUAAUUACCGAUAUCACCAAAAUCCGUCUCACCGACUUGAACGUCUGGACAAUUAACAGUUCGUGUUAUUGGCAUCUUGUGAAACCCGAAUGUCUUGCGGCGGCGCGAAGUGUGUCCGCCAAAAUAUUAUAAAUACUUUUCACAAAUGGGCAUUGUCUGCUUCAGAAAAUUGAGCAUACCUUAAUGGACUUUUAAGCAGCCGACACCAAAAUUUUUAAUGUACUGGAGAGAGAUUGUAUCUGUCCGGUUGUUAAAAAAUUCAAGAUUUCCCGCAUCGUGCUAUAGAGAGAGAAGUUUAUGAUGAUUUCUUUUUAUAUAUACAUGCAUCGCCGAUCAGCUUUUAUGUCCAUUGUUUAGUUAUAAAAUAAUUAGUUUCUCGCCAUUCUGAUUAAUAUUUAUGCAAUUCCGCAGCGUAACGUUACGCACCGUGCUUUGCUGUCACGUAAAAAACCGCAAGAGAUCUGUUGGUGAAAAUUAUUUAUUAAAAGCCACAUGCUGUUUACAUGUGACGCGGGCAACAAGCAAUAAUCAUUUACACAUUGAUGUUCUGUUAAAUAAAUGAACACUUGUGUGUAGUCCUGUUUUUCUGGAAUAUAUCUUGGAAUAUAAUGUGAAAUAUGGAAAUUUCUGUUUAUAAUUUUUAAAAUUAAGAGCAUGUAAUAACAAUUGUAAUUUGUGUACAGCUAUUCUUUAACCAAAAAAAAAAAAAAUGGAUAACAGUGACGGGGUAAAUCAUAACGCAAAGCCCGUAGUAAAUAAAAGAACUUUGCAUAAUACGUCAUCCCAGGAGAACAGAAUGCCCGCUACAGGCAGGGUUGAUCAUAAUACGUCAUCGUUAGAUAACAGAAGGACCGCAGCAAACAACAUGAGUAAUAAUACGCCAUCUUUGGAGAAUAGAAGGUCCGCAGCAGAUAACAGGGCAGAAACAAAUACGACAUCUUUAGAUAACAGACCGAAAAACAGAAAACGAAAAAAGACACCGAAAGAAAAUAAGAAAAAGAAAAAAGGAACUUGCUGUAGUUGCUGUACGGGAGACAGGGUUUCUGGGACCGAUACAAAUAUGGAAUCCGACACGGAUGCGGAACGGGAUUCCGAAUCACCACAUACUGGUUGUUGCUCCUGUUGUUUUGGCAGCAAAAAUAAGAAACGAAACAGGAAGCGGGAAAAGGCCAAGAAGAACUCAUGUAUAAGUUGUUGUAAAAAACUGACGACAUUCUUAUUCUCUCAUAUCGGAUUGUGUUCUCUGGUCGUUGCGUAUUCCGUGUUCGGGGGGUUUGUGUUCAUGAAACUGGAGGCACCGCACGAGGUCCUGGAGCGGAACAGCGUGGCGGUGAUUCGGCUGGAGAAGGUCUCUGAGCUGUGGAACAUAACGGAGGAACUGAACGUUCUGCAUCAGCAGAACUGGAGCGCCAUCGCCGAGAGAGUCUUCCUGGACUUCCAGUUCCAAGUGUUCCACGCCACGAAACAUCGGGGCUGGGACGGCAAGGACGGGGAGACGGAACUACAGUGGUCGUUCGCUGGCGCCCUUCUUUACUCCGUCACAGUCAUCACUACUAUAGGUUACGGUCACAUAGCGCCGAAGACGCCAUACGGAAGACUGGUUACGAUAUUUUAUGCACUAAUAGGAAUUCCAUUGACUUUGCUGUGUCUGGCAAACAUGGGCAGCUUCCUGGGAAACUGUUUCCGGUGUUUCUACAAAAGACUCUGCCAAUUUCUCAUGUGGUUGUGCUGCCCUCCGCAGUCGAGGUCUAAAACGCGGACCAAGAGAACGACAGACGUGCGUUACAGUCGAGACGGCCUAGCAGAAGAGAUUCACCCUCUUCGCGCCAAACCGGUGGACGGAGACAAUGACGUCACGAUAGUCGUGGCGGAUGAGACAGCAGAGGAGGAGAAACCGGCGAAGGAGGAGCCUGUCAGAGUGCCUAUCAUCGUCAGUUUUAUCAUCGUGUCGUCAUACAUCUUCGGAGGCGCAGUGAUAUUCUCGUGGUGGGAGAAGGACUGGGACUAUUUAAUAGGGUCGUACUUCUGCUUUAUAACACUCAGCACCAUAGGAUUCGGCGACUACGUCCCGGGGUCGGGCUUGAACUCGUGGUCGAGUCAGGAGAAGCUCAUCUUCUGCUGUCUGUAUCUCGUGUUUGGUCUGUCUGUGAUCGCCAUGUGCUUCAACCUCAUGCAGGAAGAAGUCAGGGCGAAGUGUCGAUGGUUGGGUGUAAAACUCGGAUUCCUGGACGAAGAUGAAUCCUGAUGAAAAACCCCCACCCAAACAUAUGUUUUCUAAAAAUAUAUAAGACAGAAACAAAUAUGUUUCAGUCUUGAUGGUGGGUUUAAGGCUGAUAGAUGCAGGCUUCGCGCGUCCCAUUAUUGGCCCCAAAUAAGAGUGAGCAUAAAGCUCUGCGACAGUAGAACAAUGAAGGCUACCCACAUACACAAGGACAGCGUGCUUGAAACAUAAUUAGGUUUAAGAACGAAAACAAAAUAAUAAGCCACCAGCCCACAGACGGCACAAGAAUAAAUGGCGCCCCAAGCGAGCCUUCGGUCGUCAGCUAUUAUUAAUACUGGAAAUUCAGAUCAGAAAGUUCAUACCCUAGAUGACUCCCAAUUCAUCUAAAAAUUGGGCAGGUGUUUUUUUUUUCUGCAGCAGUAGGUGCCGUUGAACUAGAGAUAAGAUGCAUCUUAAUAUAUUGAGAACCUGGUUAUAGAGGACACUCAGAAUGUGUUCGUUACAUUAUAUAUUGCCUCGAUACAUAGAUUUUCGUUUCACUUUCUCAUAGGAGACAUCUUUGUAGUUAUUUUAUAAGUUCAUCUGUAUAAUUCUUGCUUCCUUCAACUCGCUAUAGAAUACGUUUUAUUUUUAUAUAUAAGAAUAAUGUCAGUUAGGAUUUCGUUGUAAUGGUUCAAUUUUAACAUGUUGUCAUACUUUUUAAUUAUAUGUUCGGAACCAAUAAAUGUUUAAGACUAAAAAAAACUACUUUGUGCAAUUUGUUUAGGGAUCUCGUCAUUUGAAGCUUGUAGAAUCGUGCCUAGCUUUUCUACAUAAUACUUCUCAGAGUAGAAAGUUUAUUUUAUGCAAAAUAAGAAUAAAUUUCGGCAAUGCCUCUUUAGAGAAUCAGUACAAUACGAACCGUGUGUAACCUUAUUAUUAAUAGAAUUGUGUUGCAAAGCAGAAGUAAUGCUGUCACACAUUAUUACAAUCAAAUAGUUUUGCCAGAAUAUAGAGAAAUGCUCAAACCAGAUUCAGAAAGGCAACAAGGGGAUAACUUGUGAAAUUCAAGUUUAAUUCAAUAAUACAAUGAAACCAAAAAAAAUCAUAGCGGUUCUCUUAACAUGCAUGGAUUGAUUGCGGCAUGCACCAGAGAUUCAACGUUCAGUGAUAGUUUAGGGUACUUUCAUUCCUUACAUAUUCAUAUUGGAAUUCAAAUAUUCCCUGACGCCAUAUAACCGUAAAUAAAAUGUGUUGAGUGCGUCGUUAAAUAAAACAUUUCCUUCAAAUAUUCCCUACUAUUUUUAACAAUAUAUGUCGACACUUAACUUUCUCGGUGGCAAAACGUCCAUCAGACGUUCAAAAGAUUAAACGAUCGAUAUCUUUCGGUAGACUGUUUUGGUUUUGAUAUCCCGAUAUAUUAAAGUACAUGGUAUGUACAGUUCUGUUUGCAAAUAUAAACGAGACCUUUUUAAUUUUAAACAGUAGCGGAAACAGUGGGUUGAGAGUUAUUUAAAUAUUAUGUUUACAAACGACUUUAAAACACGUUACAUUAUUGUUGUUAACUUCAUAUGUUGCUCUGAAAUACAAUGAAUAAUAUUCAAUAUUGUUCUUCACAUUGUAUUGUUCAGUGAAUAUUCUGUUGUUAUUCACAUACUGAAUAUUGUAUAAUUUAACAUCAUGCACUUAAAGAAAUGUUUGUCAAACGUAUUAAAUACUUCAAGACGA